GUCAGGGUUGAAAGGGGAAAGGUCGUUUGAAACAUGGCUGCUCCCCUGGAUGACAUGUUUUCCUUCUGCGUGGACGCCGGCAAAGUUGCCAGCUGUGUGGAAGUCAGAUUUAUCGACAACAUCAAGGGCAAGGGUCUCUUUGCUAAAAGGAGCAUAAAGAAGGGAGAAACCAUUUUCAUUGAGCGGCCUCUCAUCUCUGCACAGUUCCUGUGGAACGCUUUGUAUAAAUAUAAAGCCUGCGAGUACUGCUUACGUGCUCUGGAGACCGCAGAGGAGAAUGCGAGGAGGCUUGGCGGCAUUCCCGGACUCAGCCUUCCUCAUCCCGAGCUGUGCCGUGUACGACCAGAGCAGCAUCAAGCCUGCCCACAGUGCCAGGUGAUGUACUGCAGCAGCGAGUGUCGACAGGCAGCAGCAGAGCAGUACCAUCGGGCUCUGUGUCUGGGUCCCUCUGAGGAAGAUCCGGAUCACCCCAUCAAUAAGCUCAAAGAUGCAUGGAGGAGUGUGCAUUAUCCCCCAGAGACCUCCAGCAUCAUGCUUAUGGCCAAAAUGGUUGCUAUGGUGAAGCAGGCCAAAGAUAAAGCACACGUGCAGAAGCUGUUCACUCACUUCUGCAGCCGGACCGCCAACGAGGAAGAGGAGAUCGCCCAUAAGCUCCUCGGAGAACAGUUCAGAGGGCAGUUGGCCUUGUUGCACAGCCUUUUUAGAGAAGCACUUUAUGAUGACCAUCUCAGCCGGUGGUUUGUCCCUGAGGGUUUUCGUUCUCUGUUUGCUUUGGUCGGGACCAACGGACAAGGCAUUGGCACCAGCUCUCUGAGCCAGUGGGUUCAUGCCUGUGAUGCACUUGAGCUUCCUGCCCAGCAGAGGGAGCAUUUGGACUCUUUUAUUGACCAGCUAUACAAGGACAUAGAAAAAGAAACUGGAGACUUUCUAAACUGUGAGGGGUCUGGACUCUUUCUGCUUCAAAGCUCAUGUAACCACAGCUGCAUACCCAACGCAGAGGCGUCAUUCCCCGACAACAAUUUUCUCCUUCACCUCAGUGCCCUGUGUGACAUCAACCAGGGAGAGGAGAUUUGCAUCAGUUAUUUGGACUGCUGUCAGCGGGACCGAAGCCGGCAUAGCAGACAUAAGAUUCUGAGGGAGAACUACCUGUUUGUCUGCUCGUGUCCAAAGUGCGUUUCCCAGAUGGAUGAACUCGAUGUGACAUCCGAGGAGGAAGAGGAAGAAGAAGGUGUGGCAGAAGGUGAAACAGAGGGGGAUGAGAUGGAAGAUGAGAUGACAGAUGUCUGAUGAAAGACUUGGCCAUAUUGUUCUCAGUCGCUCCCAUUCCUGCCGCCACAAUCCGCAUCCAUAAAGCCCAGAAUAAUAAGAACUAGUCCAGAUCUGCAUUUCACUGGCCAAAUGUGUGUAGAAAAUGGCCCAUUGGCAACACAUUUCAGCCAUUCUUUAUUUUAGAGAUCAGUCAGAGAAGUGUGUGUGUGUGUGUGUGUGUGUGUGUGUGUCAGCAUUAGGGCGGCGAUGUUUUGCUUCUUUUGGCUCUACUUCAGCACACUGGGGGUUUAAAAUAGAACAAAGAAAAUGAUUUGCGUAUCUUUUUUUUUUCUGUGACAUUGAAGUUCAGACUGGUGUUUUAAACCCACGGGGACUGAAUAAUGUCAAAUUCAUUUAUUGAAGCUGCUUUUAAAAUCAUUUUUUUGCACGCAGCAUGGUAGUCUUUGGAAAUGGAACAGGGAUAGCAUUUUAGUUGGAUUUCUGGUCGCCCAUUGGUAGGCAGAGAAAAACGCCAGGGUAUGAAUGCUCUCUCUACACUGUUUGUGUUACUCAGCUGUUUUACAUUGACAGCAUGUUGUAUGAACUACCACUUUUUAAGGAUAAAUAUACCCAAUCCCCAAUAUUCAACAGACAAAAAUCCAAACCUCUGACUCUAUAUUUUUAUGACGUAGAUAUUAGGGUCACCAACUCUGUGCAAAGGUUUUCUGGGUGAUCACCUUUAUCCUUGCUUUGCUAUCUUGACAGAGGUGAUCUAUUCCAGGAUGAACCCCCCCACCUUUUGGACUCAAAGGCCCACUGAAUGUUUCAGUAUGGUGUGACUCACAAUCACCAGAUCUUAACACAGUCGAGCACAUAUUGGAAAUGUGUCAGACAGCAUGUGCAAAACCAUCAUCAAAACACCAAAUGAGGAAAUAUCUUUUGGAAGAAUGGCAUGUUUCCCUCCAGCAGAUUUCCAGAAACUUGGAGAAUCAACAACCUUCUGGCAAACAUUCAUUUGUGAUUGCUGUCAGUGACCCUGCAGUUUCAUACAUAGCUCAUAUAUAUAAUAAGAUAAUAAGAGCAGCACAAGAUCAAGUCUAUAGCCUAUACUGUAGUUAUUAUGCGUGUAAUCCAUUGUGCGGGAGUAAAGAGCCAAAGCAAAACUGUCAUCAUGGCGACUGAAUAAUGUUUAACAUGUAAGCUCACUUAAUAUAACAGUUUCCAUUUUCUAAAGACUCUUAAAAGAAAACAAAGCAAAGGUCAGUUGGCUCAUGGGUGCUUCUGCUUUACCUAAAAUAUGUUUCUUACAUGACUAUGCAUAGAGUGCUGUUCAGGCUUUUUAUUUAUUGUCCUAAUUACAGCCUUGUCAUAUGGGAGACAUCCAGCUGGUGAAAUAUAGUUUGGUUUUCACGCUGUGAUCUAUUGGGUUGAGUUAAACCUUACUUAAUGCAUUAUGGAGACCUUGAGUGGAAAAUUGCUUUGUCAGUAGCUGUUUGCCCUUUGUUGAGAACUGUAUUUCAGACCACGGUUCCAUACGAGUGAAAUUGCUGCUGCUGCUCCACGUGAAUCAAUAUUACAACAAAGACUGUAAUCACAAAUCGCAGUGUUUUCAGCUGCUCAACAAAGAUUGGAAAUAUUGAAUGACAAUUUUCUCACUUAGCAAUCAGCGCAGUGGCACAAGAGAGCGUGGCUUUGUAAGUCACAUGUGAAAUUUAAAUAUAACAGGAGCCUAGUGGUUGUCAUUUUUACUGUUCUGGCAUAAAGCAUUGAAAUUGGA
Molecule: messenger RNA, 3025 nt
Organism: Archocentrus centrarchus (flier cichlid)
Lineage: Eukaryota; Metazoa; Chordata; Actinopteri; Cichliformes; Cichlidae
Gene: smyd5
Product: SMYD family member 5
Exons: 13
Coding region: 34-1287 (417 amino acids)
Biological process (GO): negative regulation of gene expression, epigenetic
Molecular function (GO): histone H4K20 methyltransferase activity; protein binding
Source: RefSeq, a predicted model, not a curated record